CUACCCUGGUCAGCUGUCAAACUCGCCCAGUCGAAAACAUACCAAACAAGAUGGCAAUUUUCAGCUCCUUGGCUCGUUCCGGGCAAUUUUCGGGCCGUUUGGGAGCCCUUUUGAACAAUCCGGCGCUGCUGCAGGCAGGAAAACAUGCCCUCACCGGUACGCGCCAGAUGUCCGGUGGCCAUGGACCGAAGAACUUUACCAUCACGCCAUCCCGCUUCCAGUGGCACAAGUUCAAGGAUCUGUUCCACUACUACGUUAUGAUCGGGCUGAUCCCGGUCGGUGCGGUCGUGUUCUACGCGAACGUUUUCAUUGGUCCAGCAACGCUCACGGAAACGCCGGCCGACUACACACCCAAGCACUGGGAGUACCAUCGGCAUCCGAUUACGCGCUUUAUCGCGCGGUACAUUCUGCCCAACCCGCAGCAAGAGUACGAAAAGAUGCUGCACCACAUUUACGAAGAGAACGAAAAGGCACAGAUCCGUGCGCUCGAGAAGGAAGUCCGUGCGAAGAUGGCCGAGCGUAACGAUUAUCAGUCGUAUUAUUACCGCCCGGCUAUCGGAAAGUAUCAUCGGGUGGCGAAGGAAGCUGCUGAAAAGCUGGAAUCGCUGCGCGGUGAUUAAGAUGCGAGACGACCCCUAACGAUGUAGAAUAUGUUGUCUAAAUAGACGUAAUGGUGCUGCAGCGAAGCGAA
Molecule: messenger RNA, 691 nt
Organism: Anopheles stephensi (Asian malaria mosquito)
Lineage: Eukaryota; Metazoa; Arthropoda; Insecta; Diptera; Culicidae
Gene: ND-SGDH
Product: NADH dehydrogenase [ubiquinone] 1 beta subcomplex subunit 5, mitochondrial
Exons: 2
Coding region: 51-620 (189 amino acids)
Source: RefSeq, a predicted model, not a curated record